This is a messenger RNA of Chilo suppressalis (striped riceborer), 714 nucleotides long. NCBI's taxonomy places the organism in Eukaryota, Metazoa, Arthropoda, Insecta, Lepidoptera, Crambidae. The record is from the annotation of a GenBank genome assembly.
AUGUUAUCGAUAACAGUGUUUUUGUGCAGUUUUCUUGGUGUCAUUUAUUCUAACAACGCAGCUUCAGUAACAAAAUGUCAAGCCAGCGAUUCUAGUUGCAUCAAGCAAUCUGCUCAAGCAUUGCUUCCGUUGCUAGCGAAAGGCAAACUAGCACCAGAGCUGAGAACUCUGGACCCGCUCCAUAUAGAGAAGAUUGACGCGACCCAACAGAACUUGCAGUUGAUCGCUCGAGAUAUUACAGUCAAGGGCUUGAAGGAAUGCACCGUUGAUAGUAUUUCGCGAGAUGGGGCCAAAUCAAAAUUGAACGUAAACAUACUCUGCACAGUAGUGGUCGAAGGGGAGUAUGACGUUAAAGGCAAAAUUUUGGUGUUGAAACUGGACGGACAAGGACACUUGAUUGUUAAACUGACCAAAGUCCUCAUGUCAGUCGAAGCAGACCUGGAGGAAAUUGAAAAAUCCGGAAAGAAAUACUGGAAUAUUAAGAAUUGGGACUCCUCCUACACUAUAAAGGAAAAAGCCAAUAUUGAACUCACUAACCUCUUCAAUGGCAGCGAAGAACUUACACAAGCUAUUCGCGAUGUAUUUGGAGCAAGUGCAAAUGAAAUCGUUACAGAAAUCGGCCCACCAAUCAUCAAAGCUAUCACCACGGAAGUGGUCAAUACUGUCAAUGAUUUCUUCCAUCUAACACCUAUCGACGAACUCGUACUUAACUAA